Messenger RNA from Lodderomyces theae, 2049 nucleotides. RefSeq names its product DNA-binding SCF ubiquitin ligase subunit. The coding region runs from base 1 to 2049 and encodes 682 amino acids. NCBI's taxonomy places the organism in Eukaryota, Fungi, Ascomycota, Pichiomycetes, Serinales, Debaryomycetaceae. The record is from RefSeq and is a predicted model, not a curated record. The transcript has a single exon. Gene Ontology annotation, molecular function: protein binding.
AUGGCCAUCGAUGAGCAAUUGUUACGCGACAAGAGUAAACUAGCUGUGCUCUACUUCAAAUCAGGCGAAUAUGUCAAAGCAUUGGGUAUCUACGACAAGUUGAUUUAUGAUGUGAGGCAACUUUCACCACAAGACAUCAAAGCAAUACGACUUCAGCAUGGAGUUAAACAAGUGCCUGAUAUUGGCAAACUAAUACACCCCAAACUUACAACGUUUCUAGACCAAAGAGCAUCCACUUUCGAGAAAUUGGAAAAGCAUGACUUGGCUUUGAAGGAUUCGGCAAAACUGAUUGAAUUGGACCCAACUGAUUGCAAGGGGUACUUGAGAAUAGGGAAGAUCCACACAAUGCGCGGUGACAAGUACCAAGCAUACAAGACCUAUCAAAAGGGGACCUAUGUUAUUGAUACUUUGGUGAAAAAGGGUAUACCUGUGCCGAACCAGCAAUUGUAUGAGAAAUUGAAAAAUCAGUAUAGGAUCUUGAAUCAAGAGUUGAAAGCAGAGAGACAAGCGUCAAAUAACCUGCAAAAGUCCAGCAGCUCCUCUCAGGGUGGCUCUAGUACCCAGUUAAAGAAAAGAAAGAUUGUGAGGGUAGUUGAUCCAGUCAAAUGUCUCCCUGCUGAAUGCAUAAACCUAGUAUUUCAACAACUACCACAACAAACAGUUCUCAAGUGUCUACUUGUUUCAAGAAUGUGGUACAAUACAUUGAUCCAGUUGGACUUGUUCCAGUUUCAUUGUAAACCAAUUACUACGGUGGAUGAGUUUACCAAGGGAGUUGGGUUUUUCAAAAAGAAUGCAUCAUAUACUUAUUCCAAACAAAUCAGAAAACUCAAGAUUAAUCAAGUGUACAAUAAGAAACUACUGCAUGUACUUUCGAUUCUAAUCAAGGAGCCACAGUUUCCAUUGCAGGUUUUGGAAGUUAUGGACCAAACAUUGAAUUUACAACUCAUUUAUGCCCUAUUGGCUAAACAUUCUUGGAAAUUGAAUAAUUUUCAUCACUUGCAUUCAUUGUCGCUUGGAAUCAACUGUAGCAUCAAGUAUCCCCAAAUACUACUCAACAUUUUUCCCCAAUUGAAGCAUUUAAAGAUCACCAUAAUGAUACCCGACAAGAGCACCAUGAAUAUGGUUCCAUUACAAGAUAAAGUGUUUAAAAAAUUGAAGGAAAAAAAGAUGGACUCGUACCCAUUAGAGACUUUGUUUUUGGUCAAUCAUGUCAAAUUAUUGACAAAUGAGUCAAUGGGCAUAUCUGCAACGACAUAUAAUCCAUUCCCGGUUUUACUCGAGUACAAUUUCCCCAAUUUAACUGAACUAACAAUGUGUUCAUUCAAUUUUGGUAACCACUUGCCUGCAUUUGGUGAAUUUUUAAGUCAACACGAAAACCUCACCAAGUUGUACCUUGAAAACAACUCGGGGAUAAACUUUUUCAUCUUGUUACAGAUCCUACUAAACUACAAACCGGAGUUCAAAUUGACUCAUUUUACAUUUCGAGAAAAUGCACUCUGCUCAUUAAUGUCAUUGCAGGAGAUUUAUUUCCCUUUGAUUACCCAAUUCGACCAAUUGGAACAAUUGGAUCUAUACCAAAGUUGCAUCUCAGUGAUUGGUUUGGAAAGGCUUUUGCAGAAAUGUGGCAAGUCAAUAAAAUCACUCAAUUUGGGAUGCCCAAGUCACUUGUCAUUUCAUAUACCAGGCAGAAAACAACUCGAACUAAGCACACUACUUACCAUGUGUCCCAAUUUGCUGUGUUUAUGCCUACUGGAAAUGAACGUUGAUACUGUGUCAAUGAUGAAUAUAAGCAAACAAAUUCAAUCGAUGGGUUCACAAUUGAUCAAUUUGCAACAAUUGGACCUCAGUUUUAACCAAUUUGAUGGCGUUGACUUGAUGAGAUUGUUGAGUAGUGGGUUACGACUAGAGGUGCUAGAUUUGAAUGGAUUAAGUAUUUCAGAGGAUACAUUGGCGUAUGUUAAACGAAAGGGGUAUGUUCAGCAUCUUUUGUUUGAUCAGAGACGGACAAAGUGGAAAGUGUAUGGGGUCAAUACGUGGGUUCGGCAAUAA